This is a messenger RNA of Propithecus coquereli (Coquerel's sifaka), 2130 nucleotides long. RefSeq names its product follistatin-like 3 (secreted glycoprotein) (gene FSTL3). The record is from RefSeq and is a predicted model, not a curated record. NCBI's taxonomy places the organism in Eukaryota, Metazoa, Chordata, Mammalia, Primates, Indriidae. The coding region runs from base 40 to 831 and encodes 263 amino acids. The transcript has 5 exons. Gene Ontology annotation, biological process: cell differentiation; regulation of BMP signaling pathway; multicellular organism development. Gene Ontology annotation, molecular function: activin binding; protein binding.
GCGCGUCCGACGCGGGCCUCCGUGGUCUCUGCCUUCGCCAUGCGUCCCGGGGCGCCGGGGCCACUCUGGCCGCUGCCCUGGGGGGCCCUGGCUUGGGCCGUGGGCUUCGUGGGCUCCGUGGGCUCGGGGGACCCCUCGCCCGGUGGUGUGUGCUGGCUCCAGCAGGGCCGCGAGGCGACCUGCAGCCUGGUGCUCAGGACCGAUGUAAGCCAGGCUGAGUGCUGUGCCUCUGGCAGCAUCGACACUGCCUGGUCCAACUUCACCCACCCGGGGAACAAGAUCAGCCUCCUUGGCUUCCUGGGCCUCGUCCACUGCCUGCCCUGCAAAGACUCGUGCGACGGCGUAGAGUGCGGCCCGGGCAAGGCAUGCCGCAUGCUCGGCGGCCGCCCGCGCUGUGAGUGCGCGCCCGACUGCGCGGGACUACCGGUGCGCCUGCAGGUCUGCGGCUCGGAUGGCGCCACCUACCGCAACGAGUGCGAGCUGCGCGCCGCGCGCUGCCGCGGACACCCGGACCUGCGCGUCAUGUACCGGGGCCGCUGCCGCAAGUCCUGCGCCCAUGUGGUGUGCCCGCGGCCGCAGUCGUGCGUGGUGGACCAGACGGGCAGCGCGCACUGCGUGGUGUGUCGCGCGGCGCCCUGCCCCGCGCCCUCUGGCCCCGGCCAGGAGCUCUGCGGCAACAACAACGUCACCUACGUCUCCUCGUGCCACCUGCGCCAGGCCACCUGCUUCCUGGGCCGCUCCAUCGGCGUGCGCCACCCGGGCAGCUGCACAGGCACAUCCCGGGAGCCUCCGGGUGCCGAGUCGGAGGAAGAGGAGGAGAACUUCGUGUGAGCCUGCAGGGCGCACCUGGGCCUGGCGUCCGAGGCCGCCCCCGUUUUUAUUUAUUGCCACAGCAGAGUCUAAUUUAUGUCCCGCGGACACUCCCUGGAGCCUGGACGGGGACCACGUGGGCACCCUGCAAGGAUUGAGGGAAGGAGGCUGGGACUCAGAGCCCCGGCACUGGGGUCAGCUUCCGGGGACUUCUCUGGGAAGCCUCCCCAGCCCCCACCCCAGGCACCCUUCUGCCUGGGAAGACCCACGUUUCUGCUCCUUUGGGGAUAAGCCGGUUAGUUAUUGCCACGGGAGGGCUGGGGACUCCCUGCUGGUGAUUCACAAGAGGCACAACUUGCUCUCCUAGCCCGGCCAUGAGGGACGUCCGGCUCAGGCCAGGAGGAGAGGGAGAGGUCUAGCCUCGGAACACGGUGAUCUUGGCCCAGUGGGAUGUGCCCUUUAUAAAGUCCAAGAAAGCAGCCACUGUUCCCUACCGCCCAAGAACCCAGGUUCUCGUCCUCCGGUCACCUCCAUUUACCCCUUCACGUCUUCUGAGGGCCACUGGGAAACACCCAGUGUGUCCUCUGGGAGAGGGGCCAUCUGUGCCACCCAACACAGAAUGACCCAGCCCUCCUCAGCUGCCAUUCACGUGGGUUCACUUAGCAACAUCUCGUGGCCCCAGACGUGGGGUGGCCAGCAGCAGCUCAGAGCAGGGCACUGUGCACACUGGGGCCCAGUCCACUAGAGUGGAACCUGGCCAGGACCUGGAGCCUCUGCUCACCCACCAGCCCAGGGUGGGGUGUCGAUGCUAACUCCAGGACACACUGCGUGCCUGGCACCCUGGAGCCAGGUGUCCCUGCACACCCCUGCUGCCUGCCUUCCACAUUGGGGGUUCAGACACAGGACCCCUUGGUCCUGCAUGGCCUGUCCUGGCCAGGCCUCUACACACAGUUGCCAGCUAGACCCUCCUGACCCACCAGCCUGGCAGGGGGUGGUGCUGGUCUUGGGUCAAUUUCCCCCAAAACUGCUCACCCUCCACACAGUCUGGGCUGACAUUCAAAAUCACCUACCUGUGCCUGCAUGUAGACCAAAGGCUCAGACCAGAUGGGGUGGGGAGCAACGGGGAAGACAUCGAGCUCCCCAAGUUUGGGGUGGGGAGUCUGGGGGAGUUCUGCUUCUCCUUCUCCAGCCCCCAGGUAGUGCCUUACCUGUGAUGCCCAGAAAAGUGUCCUUGAGCAGGGGGGUCUGCCUGGGCCACCAGACAAGGCAGCCUUCCCCCCACCCUGGGGUCCUGCCUCACCAAAGAAAUAAAAACUGAGA